UUCCACCCGCCUUCGGACAUCAGCAACGAAGAAAAAGAACCGAAGCUUGUCGCGCGAAAGAAAAGUGGAAAGGAUUUUCAUCUUGAAAAUUUCCCGUGAAAACUCAAAAGUUCGUUCUAUUUGUUCUGCUCAUCGAAAAGUGCGGCGAACCAUGCCAUCCCGUGCCGUGAAAACGCUAUGUCCGCUGGUUCCUUCGGUUUAGGAGGUAGUGGAAAACUACAGCUCCUCGCUCAACAGCAGAAGAAGAAGCCAUCUCUGUCCACAACAGUUACUGUUGGGGAGGAACAAAAUCAGAUUCUGCUCAGCCUUCCUCCGAACGUCAACGGCCGCCAGCGGGGAACGCUAGCCGUUCGUCUCUCGGGAAUACGGUGGACCAGUGCCAGAAGUUAUCCGGUAGUGGAAGUUCGACUGCUGUGGUGGGGACAGAACCCUCAGAAAGUGGGACCGAGUGUUUUGCGUUGGGAACAGGGAAGAACCUCCGGAGGUGGUGAAGAGCGGUGGCUCCGGUAUCAAGUGCUGACCAGUGAGGAACUGUUUCGGAAAUAUUUGCUAGCGGCGGAACCGAUUCACGUUCGGUUGGUGUCCAGCAGGACGGGAAGCUUGAUCGGAACGGCAGCCGUCCCCGUUCCGGGAAAGUUGGUGAACUUUCGAGUGGGGGAGCAACUGGAAGUCGCGGGCAGGGCAGAAAUUGUUAGCGGAUCGGGGUUUGGUUUGGGUGAUAUUGACUUGGAGUUUGAGCUGACGCUGACGCGGAAGCCUGAGGGCAAGGAGAACAGCAACGGAAUGGUGCAACAGGCAGCUAAAAAGACACUUCCGGUGGUGCUUCCGGAACGGGAGAUGCUGGUGAAAGGAACUGCGGUAUCUCUGUGCGAGGGAAAACAGACAAAAACCUUCCGCUCCUUGGACAACCAUUCCCGAUCAAAGGUUCUCAACUAUUUGUCCGGCAAUGUCGUUUCCGGCUCUGAGGACGAAGCCCUCAGUGAAAUAUGUUCGAUCUCGCCAGCGGAAAGCAUGUUGGAUGCCCUGAACAAGUUUGAUGCCGCACCCGCUGUCAGGAAAUCGGAAUACCUGAAGUCUGUUGAUUCGGUUCGGAUACUGGUUGAGGAUCUUAAAUUCACUAAAGCGGGCUUGAAAGAGAUCAUUCAUAAAACCAAACUGGCGUCAUUGGCCGAUGUUGGAUUCCAAAUCAAGGUGAAACUUCCGGCUCAGUCCAGUGCUGGAUCGAAGCUCAAGUUUCCCUCGAGCUUCGUGUCGGAUGCUGGGGAGGUCGUUUUCAACGGAAAAGCGGUUACGAAGGUUUCAAUCCCUGCGAAACCAGAUGACUGUCGAUUCGAAUUUCUAGUUUACUUGAUGCUGGGCCCGGUCUUCCAUCAGAGAUCGACAACCGGAAGGCAGAUUUUCCUCGGUUCAUCGGUGAUAAAACUAGAAGAAUUGAUCAGUAACAGAUUUGCGUGCUACAAACGAUGCCCAGUGCGAUUAGCUUCUGACGACAUCCUUUUGGGAAUGCUUGCGGUUCGACUGGAACUGGGAGCUCGUGGCCUACAUUUCGGUUCGGAGCUUAUCGAUGCUCUUCAAGUAGAUAAAGAAAACCUUACAAUCAGUAGUUCUUCCAGUGAAAGUGAUUUGCCGUCUCAUUGUUGGUCUUUUAAGCCCCUUCAAAGAUGUCGAAUGACGGCCCCGAGUCAAGCAUUUCACUGUAGACCGGUAACUUGUAGUCAGGACCACCAAGGAACCACCCAAAAUGCAUCAAAAGAUCCAUCUCCUACGCAGAAUUCUCCAACCGCUCCAGUUUCACAACGGGAUGCUUCUCAACAGCAAGGAUCAUCCAAAGAAGACACGGGGCCUAAAGCAAUGGACACUGUAGAGACGCCUUCGGAACCCCCCAAGAACGUACUCCAUGGAGUCCUUCAUCUCGGACAGCUGAAAGAUGUUGCCUUAUUGACGACCGGUGGAUAUUUCUUAGUUGCACACGGUUUCUGGUCAGACGAGGAUAGUCCAAUUUUGACCACAGAACUGUCUCAGGACUGCAAGUCCUUUAACUAUCUGAUAACCUUCCCGGUAAUGCCGAAUGCUCGCUUCCUGGAACGUACAAAGAAUCAGCACAUGUUGGUAGAAUUGUGGCAAAAGACCCCGGGUGCUACGGAGAAGCUUGUUGGCGUUACCCGACUUCCGUUGCAUCAGUUCUAUAUUGCUUUUCGAGAUGCACAGCUGGCGGAGCAUUUAUCCCGUGCAAAACUCCCAGUUAUAUCUAUCGACGGAUGGAGCGGAAUUACUUCUCCUCUUGCGGCCGAUCCUUGCGGACAGGUUCAAGCCGUGCUGGCGAUCGGUACCGAGAAUCAAGUCGAGUACUUGAAGCUAUCUCGCGGAUUGACACACACUUCCGGUGAUGCGCCGGUAACGACGAAUAAACCCGCAGUUCCAGACGCUGGACAGCGUCGAACAUCCCAAGACGAACCGCCACACGAAUCCAUGGUCACUCCUUCGACGGCCAUCGCCCAUCAACGUGACUGCGAAUCGUACCGACCGAUCAGCACAUCCAACACCGGUAAACAACAAUCCGAAGUGGCCAACAUGUUGUCAGCAUUCAUCGAAAAUCUCGCCCAGCGCUUGCCCAUCUCAUCGGAGCGUAGCACCGCUCCCUGCUAUGACCAGAACUUUGCCGAUACUCGUCAAGCAACUCCACCGCCGCCAGUUCCAUCGUCGCCCCAUUCGCAGGCCAACCAUCCCCAGCUACGGAAAACAUCCGAUCUGCUGGAGAAUCUGCAAAGAGCUUUGGCGCAGAGACCAUCAGAAAACGUCACCACCAAUCUGCUCCCGGCAUCCUCAGAGAGUGCUUCGGAAACGCCUCAAUCGGAUCCGGCACAGAAACAGCAAUCCGUUGCCGACGAGAAGCUGUUCAAGGUGUCGAUCGAGAUCGAGCAGGCGGUCAACCUCCCGAAGGUGAACGUCGGCAAGAAGUUCGGCAAACGGAACAAGAAUCGCUCCCAGGGCGCCAACCAGCAACAAUCGCGCGUCGAAGUGGAACCGAGCGCCUACGUUACUUUCGAGGGCUACAAUCUGCAGCCGGGAACGGUCGACACGGUCAAAUCGCACGAGGGAAUCGUCUACACGACCGCGGUCGUGGAAGGGUGCUGCAAUCCCAGCUGGAAGAAGAAGUUCGACGUUCGGCUGCCGGUGGACCUGAUGACUAAUGACGAGAAACGGUUCAUUCUGAAGGUAUGGCGCAAGGCGGCGACCGGCCACAACGCUGGUUCCGCCAAACAUCCGACGAUGAUGCCCGCCCCGAUGGAGGACGCCGUGGUCGGAUUUACGGCGGUGGAUUUGAGCGUGUUCCUGAACGGUAUGCCGUGCAUUCUCGGGUGGUACAAUAUCAUGGAUUUCUCCGGGCGGUGCAACGGACAGAUCAAGGUCAACAUUCAACCGCUGGAGAACGUCACCGUGUACAAAGGGUUGGAAGAGGGCGUCAACUUCCAAAUUCCGCUCUCGAUCGACGUGGACUGCAGCGGGCUGGAGGCCGGCAACACUUCGCUGAGUCGUGCCCUGAAGCGCAAGUUUACCGAGCUGGAAGAAAUUACCCAGCGUUUGAAGGCCCGUCUUUUCGACGUAACGGGUGACGAAAACGUCGAUCCCGAUGACGAGUUCGAGCGGGACCUGAACACCGAAGCAGAAGAAGAAGAUGACGAAGAGUGGGUCGAUCCGCUGGAGGACAAAUCCGGCCAAAAACGGAACAGCCAAUUUCCGAACGGUUCCCAGCAGACGCGUACCACCAAUACCUGUUCGUACACGAUGUCUUCGGAUCAUCGGGCGCCGGAACGUAGCUUGACUGGAUGUUCGGAUCGUUCUACCCAGAUCGACAGCGACGCUGAGAAACAUAUGCUGCUGGAACAGCUUCUCAAGAGUCACGAUCUGGAUACGCUGAUCAACCCCAAAAUCCUGAAAAACCUUAUCAAUCCGAUAAUGUCCACGUCGGAGUCAACCCCCAUGAGCAAUCCGUAUGAGAAUAUACCGGAGAGUGAAUCGUCGGGAGGCACGAGUGCCGAUGCGGAUAUGAGUGAAGAUUCGACUGCCGCCGUAGGUGGAUCUACAACAGAUAAGGUGAAGCUAAUCUCUUCGGCUCUUCAACGGACAACCAUUUCCGAAGACACCACACCGGCCGGUAGUUCCGGUCGACAGGAUUCCACCGAGGGCAGCAGCAAACGUGAGGCACCAGAGGGAGAACCCAUGAAGGUAAAUGAUAAAUAAGUUUUCUUCAUUUUCGAACUAUUAGUUGCCUACGACAUUUAGAUCUUAAGAUCAACGAAACUCAUCAUGCUUUUACGACGAGGAAUUUGGCACGGUCCAAAUGAAUCUACAUUAUUCAUACAAAUACCCAAACGCAACAUUUUGAGCGGUGUAACACGUUAACAAACAUACGUAUACAUUAGUACUACAUUUACAACUUGGCUUGUUAAGUUAGAGUAAUCGAAAGUAUUCGCUGAUAUUAUCUUAUAGGAAAUAAAUGCUUCAAUUGCUACUCGCUAA
This is a messenger RNA of Aedes aegypti (yellow fever mosquito), 4521 nucleotides long. RefSeq lists its product as uncharacterized. The record is from RefSeq and is a predicted model, not a curated record. Gene Ontology annotation, cellular component: centriolar satellite; centriole. The transcript is spliced from 5 exons. Lineage: Eukaryota; Metazoa; Arthropoda; Insecta; Diptera; Culicidae. Gene Ontology annotation, biological process: centriole elongation; cilium assembly. The coding region runs from base 178 to 4242 and encodes 1354 amino acids.